Molecule: messenger RNA, 2909 nt
Organism: Aspergillus homomorphus CBS 101889
Lineage: Eukaryota; Fungi; Ascomycota; Eurotiomycetes; Eurotiales; Aspergillaceae
Exons: 3
Coding region: 428-2665 (745 amino acids)
Biological process (GO): chromosome segregation
Cellular component (GO): MIS12/MIND type complex
Source: RefSeq, a predicted model, not a curated record
GUUUCCCACCCCCUCCAUUGUGUUUUCUCUUCCCAUCCCUGGCUCUGGUCUGGUCAUUGUUUCGACCAUUGGUUCGUCUUCCCUUGACGACUCUAUCAAGCUAUAGUAGCUCUGGUCCCCCCACCUAGGAUCGCUAUUACUUCUCACCGCCAGCGUUCAUUUCAAAGCGCAGUCCGUCUUUCUUCCGGGUCUCCGAUCUCCAGAAUUCACGCGUUUUCCCCGAUAGUUUGUCGAUUGGUUGGAGAACAAAUCAGCGAUCGAGGUCGAUUCCACUAUCUCUCCGUCGGCGCAUGGUGCAUUCUUCGGUGUGGGAGAUCUCGUUAGAUCUCCUUCGGUAGUUCCAGCAUUCCACAAUCUGAACUCGCCGUCUCGGCUGUCAUUAUCAAUCUCAACCUGACAUCAUAGGAGAACGAGCUAUUCCACAAUCAUGGCGGCUGAUUCGGGGCUCACGGCCCCAGGGAGCAGUACGUAUACCUCGAAUACGCUACAUGUGGGUGAUGGGACAUGGGAUUCAGAGCGCGAUACGUUCCUUCUGCCCAAUCUAAUGGGUAUCAACUUCGACACAAUGCGGUACAAUGGAAUGGGAAACCGAUUUAAAGAUAUGCCCGAAUACCACACUCUGAUCAUUGUGCACGGUGUCAUCGCCACCAUCGUGUUUCUCGGUCUCGUUCCCGUCUCAGUCUUGAUUGUCCGGUAUUAUUCGCGGUGGAAUCCAUAUUGGGCUUUCAAAUUACACGUCUGGUGCCAAGUCUUGACGGUGAUGCUGAGCACUGUCGUGUUUGUAUUCGGCUGGUUUGCUGUGGGCCCCAGACGCAGUUUGACCAAUCCUCAUCAUGGAAUUGGCCUUGCAAUCUACGUCUUGGUUAUCUUCCAGGUUUUAUGGGGCUGGCUAGUUCACAAGCUGGAAAGAAACAAGAGGCGGUUUCAUGUGCCGCUGAAGCUUGUCAUCCAUCGGUGGAUUGGCCGCGCUCUAACAAUUCUAGGGAUUGUGCAAAUACCACUGGGUCUAACGCUGUACGGGUCACCCAAGGUACUUUUUAUUCUAUAUGCGAUCGCGGCCUUUGCACUUUUGGCAACAUGGUUCGUGCUGUCUUACCUAUACGAUACUGAAGGAUACCACAUGGAGGGUGAUUAUGAAGCUCGUCGCAGUCAUGUGUCUGGCCCGUCUGGACCCCCUGGCGGUCUCGGUCCCAUGGCAGCGGCGGGACCAGCAGGUCCUGGGUUGGGCUCGCUCUUCAGACGACGUUCCCGAGGCAGAGAGCAUGAGUACGGUGAUCCGCACCCGCCGUACCCAGAAGAGAAGUUCUCAGACGAGGGACGACAUCGGGGACGCUGGGAAGACACCAUGCUCAAGCUGGGAGCUAUCGGUGGCGGUGCAUGGCUUGUGAAAAAAUUUCUUGACAGAAAACGCGACCGGGAUGACGAUACAGAGUCUGGCCGUUAUAGCAGGGCUCAUAGACGGAGCGAUAGUAUGACAGAGGAGAGCCUGAGCCGCAUGGAGCCAACGCAGCGGACUCCUCUCAAUCAUCGCCCAAGAUCGCCUCCAAGCCGGCCGCCGAGCAGACCAGCCAGCAGACGUAGUUCUCGAAGCCCAGUUUCAUCAUACUACUUCAACAGCACAUACCUCUCGGACCGACCCGAACGAAAACCGUCCCAUACGCUUCGAAAUGCUUUCUUAGGUGCAGGAGCCUUCGCAGCAGUGAAGAGUCUCUUCUCCCGUCGCAAAGCCAAUGAAGAGCAGCGCAGAGUGGAUGAGAUGCGUCGCCACGAGAUGGAAGACGAAAGGUUGGCCCGCGAAAAUAGCAGGCGAGGCUAUUAUCCGCGACGGGCACCAGAGUCUUUCACUGCCACUGAUCUUUCGACGGAGUUGACGCGUCCGCCACGUCGUCCAUCACAUGGGGAAACUGUUCUUCCUGGCGUCCCGAUGGCAUCUGGGGCAAUCGCUGGAGCACACUCAGACUUGCCUCCAGCAUCUGCUCCUCCGGUCCCGUAUGAUCUAGUUUCGGAGGCGCCAGCUCCUCCUCCUCCUCGGCACGACUCGGGCGACCUAGCAGCUGGUGUUACGACUGGAGCUGCUCUAGGCGCCGCUGCUUCUUCAGGCCAUCGCCAUCGCAGCAGGAGUCGGCAUCGCGACGAUCAUGUCGAUUCACCCCCUGUAUCUGUCAAAGUCAAGAUGCACAACGAUGGCCGCCACGUUACACUCAGAAGAUUGACAGAUGAAGAAGCAGCCGCUAGCCGAGAGGCAAGGAGACGCGAAAGAAGAAACUCGCGCCGUCGAGCCGGCAGUGCAAGCUCUCUAUCGGGCAACGAAGGUGGCUCGUACGACCGAUGGCGUCGCGUUGAGGAGCUGGAACGUCAGCAGCAGGAGCAAAUGCAACGAGAGCAAGCGGCGGCGGCGGCCGGUCUUGGGCCAUCGGCUGCUCCCUCAUCCACCACACCUGCCACGUACUAUGCACCUCCGCCUCCAAACAUGAACAAGAUGCCUCCUCCGCCCCCGCCCCCGGUAGCCUCCAGCCACCCAUACGGCGCAGCCAGUAUCACAUCUCCUGGAACUGGAACUUUUACUGGGACGGAAGCGAGCGAGUACGCAAGCAAUCGCCGUCGGAGACGUGCCGAACGAGCACGAGCCCGUCAGGAGAGACAGCAAGGCGUCGAAUUCACUUGAUAAAGUCAUAUGUUCGUCAUGUUCCUUUUUUUUUGUAUAGCAACGAUAUGAUAUUGAUGAUCUCAUGUGGUAAGGUUAUAUCUCUGUUUGUCGAUUUACUACUUUUUUUUAUGUUCAUGCUGAUGUAUGUCGAUGUUGAUGAUUCGGUGUAUAUGAAUUGUUUGUGUGCGCGAGCCCCUGUCUGGUUACUUGGAUGGGCGCCGCUGCUUUUGUGAUUACCGUAAUGAAUGCAUGUGGCUGGGAG